Molecule: messenger RNA, 1611 nt
Organism: Corythoichthys intestinalis (scribbled pipefish)
Lineage: Eukaryota; Metazoa; Chordata; Actinopteri; Syngnathiformes; Syngnathidae
Exons: 4
Coding region: 212-937 (241 amino acids)
Source: RefSeq, a predicted model, not a curated record
UCUUUAUCAGUUAAACAUUGCUUUGUGUUACUACAAAUUGCUAAACGUGCCAACUUUACUGUACUUUCAGUCAAAAUUAAGUUCUAGUGUUACUGUCUGAAGUCAGUUUGUGUCGUCUUUGAUUCAACUAAAGCAUUGCAAUGAUUGAAAAAGUUUGGUUCGACUAAAAGCAUUGCAAUGAUUGAAAAAGUAGUGUGAAUUUCACAAUUUAAUGUGUUUUACCGAGUAUAGCGUAAUACUGUUAUAUAAUGGAUGUAAAGUACAAACUAUUCUUUUUUUAUUUAAUUUAGCGUCCUGGCUCCUGGCCACAGUCAAGUUAACCUCCCCUCCCCCCACCUUAACAAGCCAGCACACCGACACGGAGGAGCACACUUGUGUCUCAGUGAUCCAGGAUGAGUUUUAUCGAAUAACAAUGGUUCAUCUUGAAUCAAAGUUCAUGUCCAAGCUGGACGAAUUUACGCAUCAACUAUUAAAACUCUUCCAUACCAAGGGCGGAAGCAUGGGGCUGCAGUUGCAGGCUAUCUUACUCAAGACUCCAAGCAACCCAAAUAUCCACAUGAAGAGAGAGAUCGUCAUUAGAUGUUCGAUGAAGUUCCUCGGGGAAUCGUCAGAGCAACUCUUAAGAGAGUACGAUGAUGCUGAUGAGGACCGAAUACUCCAAGAUCUUGCACUUCAAACAUUGAAGAUCUACAUCAAACCGAACCCAUCAGAGGCACCAGACAUCGGUAUUGUGGUGGAGGGCGUCAAAGUGCUGACUGGUCUGGAAAAUCUUCCGAGGGCUUGCUCCCUUCUGGUUGGGAUUGCUUAUGUGUUGAAUCUCGCAUAUCCAAAGGAACUCAAGAACACAUUUGAAGUGUUUCAAAAACUUUUCCUUGGCCUCGAUGAUACAAAGCUCUCCCCAAAAAUCAAUAGCUUGAAGAACAGGCUACUGGCCUAACAGAAGAGACCUUUGUUGUGAAAUUGUUAAUAGUUUAACAACAAAGGAAAAUUCAACAGAUUCUGUUGAAUUUUCCUUUGUUGUUAAUUUACAAUGUUGUUCAAUUCUUCGUGUUGUUAAAAUAUGUUCAUAUGUUGAAUUUUUUCUUGGUUGCUUCAAUGUUUUCUUGUGAAUUAUUAAAAGUAUGUUAAUAUGUUAAAUUUUCUAGUUUUUCAAAUAAAUGUUUUAUGCUGUUUAAUGCAUUGAAAUCUGUUGAUGUUUCUUGAUGCCACAUUUUACUUAAUUUUGGUCAGGAUAUUGGGUGAAUUAGACCCAUAAAAAUUAUGGCAACAAAGUGACACUCAAUAUUAUUGAGUAGAAUAAAAUCCCGUCAUACAAAUUAAAAUAAAAAAUUAGACAAUUAUUUUAGGUACAGAAAAAUAAAAACAGUGUAAAUGUGUUGAAUUAAGCAACAAUGUGCUAGAAUAUGAGUUGAUAUAACUUACUUUAUUUACUUAAUCCAAAUAAUUUUUAUGCAUAUACUUAGCAAAUGUGAAUCAAUUUCACCCAUGUAAUUAACAAAGAUAACUCAAUUUCAACUAGAUUAUCAAUAAAUAUGAAUCAGUUUCCUCCAGAUAUUCAGUGAAUGUAAAUUAUUUUUGCUCGAGAGUCUUAGUUAACAUAAAUCAGCUUUC